UAAACUGCCAAUAGGAGUAAAUAAAACAAUAUUGUUGGAUUGAUUUUUUCCAUAUGUAUAUUUCAUAGGAGACACAAUUGGAGAAGACAUAUUGCAAGCAAUGUCUUGAACUAAAACCAAACGUUAGAGCACUAAAACUCAGGUUAAACAGGUUGGAAACUACAAAUUCCCUAAUUACUGAGGCACUGGCAAAAGCAACUAAAUCUUGUGCUACAAGGACUAUAGACUGUCAGACUGAAGAUGUGUAUAUAGCUGAGGAUGAAGAAAGUGAUCAGGAAAUGUUAUCUGAUGAUCAAGAGGACAUGUCUGAUGAGUAUGAUGAAGAAAUGAAGGAGGAAAUAGAGGAUGAGGUGAAGAAAGUCAUGGAAUGUACUGAUGAUGCCCCCAUAGAGGAUGAACCAGCAGAUGGAAUUGAGAUAGAUGAUGAUUCAGACUCUGACAAAGAAAACGUAAAUGAUAGAUUGCGUACUGAUGGAAAAGACUGCCGCCAACAACCCAAGGCUAUUGUUUUCCUAUCACAUCUAUUGAUGCUUUUCCAAAUCUGCCAUCUUUGCAAGUCCCCAAACCCAUCUGUCUCUACGAUUCAGUCAGGCACAAUGGUAACUGUAGAGACCAAGUGUAAAAGCUGCGAAAAGACUAAUGUAUGGUCAAGUCAACCUUUAUUGAUUGGAAAGUUCCCUGCUGGCAACAUACUGCUGAGUUUUGCAAUACUCACAGCAGGUGCUUCAGUGAAGAAAGUUCUACAAGUGCUGAGACAUAUAAAUAUUUUGAUUUAUAAUGAGUCCACAUACUACUAUCAUCAGAAGCACCUGCUACUUCCAUCAAUAGUCACCUUCUGGAGGAGUUACCAAAGAAAUAUUUUUAAUCAAUUAGAUGGUGUUCCAGUUGAGUUAGCCGGGGACGGGCGGCAUGACAGUAUGGGUCAUUCUGCAAAGUAUGGAACAUACACCAUCUUCUGCUGCACAAUUGGUCUGAUAAUAAAUAUAGUUCUAGUUCAGGUUAGUUCUAUGUCACCGAAGUCAUUGUUCAUUACACAAAGACAUGUGAUAGACCACUUUAUUCUUUGUGUAAUGAAU
Molecule: messenger RNA, 1076 nt
Organism: Actinia tenebrosa (Australian red waratah sea anemone)
Lineage: Eukaryota; Metazoa; Cnidaria; Anthozoa; Actiniaria; Actiniidae
Source: RefSeq, a predicted model, not a curated record